AUGAAAGCAGUGGAACAGCCAAAAGUGAAGGCGCCUGACAGCAACAGCCGCUGGGAAAGCCGGCUGCCUAUAUUUGUGAUAGGGCUGAAGCACCGGGAAGAGGAGCGCCUCGCAAAGUUUCUGUUGAAGCUGCGCUGGUACCAGGACUUGCAUGUGGUGGAUGCCGUGGAUGGGCGCACAGUGGAGCCCACUGAAAAGAUGACCAGCGGGGAGAUUGGCUGUUUUGAGUCCCAUCGCAAGGCGUGGAAGAGGGUGGUGGAUGAGGAGGUGAGGCAGGCCAUCAUCAUGGAGGAUGAUGCGGACGUGGACCUGUCCCUGCACAUGAAGAAGGUUGCAGCGUUCGUAGCGGAGGCACCGUCCGACUGGCAGGUUCUCUACCUGGGCAUCAACAAUGACAAGGACAUCCGCAAUGUGACGGCGACAGUGGCAGAGCCGGUGCACUACAUAAUGGGCACGCAUGCCUACGUAAUAAAAAUGAGCGUGGCGGCACGGUUGCAUGCGCUGAGCGAGAAGCCCCCGUACAAGGAUGUCUACAAGCCGGUGGACAUGUGGCUGACGGAGCAGGGGCUGAAGAUCUAUGUCAUCAAUCCGCCGCUGGUCAAGCAGCGCAACUUUGGCGACACCGACACUCAGGGCAUCCGCGUGAAGACCCUCAACGCCACCCGCCUGCUCCUCUGA
Messenger RNA from Coccomyxa subellipsoidea C-169, 678 nucleotides. RefSeq lists its product as hypothetical. The coding region runs from base 1 to 678 and encodes 225 amino acids. Lineage: Eukaryota; Viridiplantae; Chlorophyta; Trebouxiophyceae; Coccomyxaceae. The transcript has 3 exons. The record is from RefSeq and is a predicted model, not a curated record.